This is a messenger RNA of Exophiala dermatitidis NIH/UT8656, 5503 nucleotides long. RefSeq lists its product as uncharacterized. The coding region runs from base 3843 to 4892 and encodes 349 amino acids. The record is from RefSeq and is a predicted model, not a curated record. The transcript has 3 exons. Lineage: Eukaryota; Fungi; Ascomycota; Eurotiomycetes; Chaetothyriales; Herpotrichiellaceae. Gene Ontology annotation, molecular function: dioxygenase activity.
UUGGCAUCAUGAUGAACAGUAACACUUAAGCUCCAUUCACCUGGCAGCCAGCGGUCCUCAUUCUGCCUAUGCGCUUGCCGCAGUCGGAAACUCGACGAGUUGGGUGCACCAGGACUUUGUGUCCUCAGCCUUGCCACGCAUGAUAUUGUCGAUAGCCUCGCGCAAGGCGUGACAACAUGGGCCGGCGUUCUUGUUGCCUUGGCCAUAUACGAAUUUCUCCCCCGUCGAUUUGCGGGUGAUCGACCCGAUGGGCAGCAGCAGCGUGGCAGUGCCAACAGCCAUGACCUCGGAAAAGAAAGGAAGCUCAUCCCAUUUAAUCUGCGACAGCAUCCGGCGUUAGCAGACAGCAAAGGGAAAAAGGCGGCAGUCGCCAGACUUACGCUGCGCUUCUCAACAGUCCAGCCCAAAGAUUUGGCCAUUUCUACGCACGUGUCGGAGGUGACACUGGGCAGGACGUUGGGGCUAUUCGGCACAACCAGGGUAAAAUGACCCUGAGUUUCCCGAACGCCGAUGAAGGAAGAGGUGGAAAACUCGUCAAUUUCAGUACGAGUGGCGCUGUCAAGAUGGAGGGUGAGGGCGUAUCCUUCUUUACGCGCUGCGUCGCUGAACCUCAUGACCGGGGCAUAGUUGCCGCCAACCUUCGCAUUGCCCACUCCCCGGGGGGCUGCUCGAUCGAACUCCUCAAGCACCACGGCGUCUUGUGCACCAACCCCGUGGUAGGCGGAACCUGGCUGGAUGUAGACGCAGAAGGUGAACUCUUUUGGCGAUGUCAGCGCCAGCUGUGCACUCGAGCCGAAGAGAAUCGGACGAAUGUACAGCAAUGCAUUACUGUCAUGCGGCGGCACGAACUCCGAGUUGGCUCCCACCACACGCUGCAGGCAUUCCACGAAAAAUGCUUCUGGCAGCGGUGGGAUGGACACCACCUUUGCCGAAUUCACCAUUCGAGCCGCAUGUUUCUCCGGGCGGAAGAUCAGAAUACGAUUAUCGGCCGUCCGACACGCUACACCAUGAUCAGCGUCUUGUUGUGGCCCGGGUCAUACGUCAUUCUAUCUCACCUUUCACGCCUUCAUAGCAUUGUUGGCCUUUUGACACACUGUCAGCUUCCUGUGGUCAACCUUGAGUGCAGCAAGAAAGGACGAACCGUAGUUCAGUCCAGGCGAGAGACCGUGGACUCGCAACCACGGGUCUUGGACGAUUCUGGGCUCGCCCCAGCCCCCAGUUUCGGCAUUGUACGAGACCUCGAUGUGAGAUGCCUCUGUGGUGUCUUAGCAAUGCUUUUCCAGCAUCCGCGUUGAAGUCAGAACAAAUUCGCACUUACGAUCGAAUCCUUGUAGGCCGAGUCGGUUCCAAUCUGCAAGUAGACCCCGAUGGUCAGUUCCCGUGCUACAAAUCAACCUGAAAGACUUUGUUCAGACUCACCCACGGAGUCGCUGGGGGCUUUUGGAAACAUGAUCACGAUGGGAACAAGUGGAUCUCAAUUAUAAACGGAAUUUCUCCAAAGUCUGAACGCAAACGAGGUAGGAGUCAAGAACGAGCAGGCGAUAUUGAACUGAUGCACUGGACGCUGGAAGAAGUAGUCUUGUUGCCCUGCUGUCCCUGCGAUUCAAGUCAUGCUUACCGCUCGUGAGCAGUUCGAAGCAGCCGGAAGAUGGUUGUGCUCAUUCUGCCCAUCGAACAGCAACACACUUGCUGAUGGCUGAUGAUGCGCCCACGCAUGUUGCAGCUUGUACGGCCUAGGGAAAACGAACCACUGCUGUGGAUACAAAACGGGGCGUCAAAUCAUGGCUCCACUCUUUAAUUGCCCUAUCCACUGGCUAGAUCUACCCAAGACGGCAGGUGGGCGCACCCGGUCUCGGCUGGAGAUCCAUUCGAGAUCCUUACUAGUCCGGCGGUCUUUUGCGAUGAUCCCUGGCCGGCGCACGUGGACACGCAACGCGUGAAUGGCAACCAUGCUACUGUUAUCGAAAGACAAAUUAUGGAUGGCGGUUCAUGUUUGAGAAAGCACAAGCUAUGCAACGCUAUACAACGAAGAACUUGAAUACAGGUAGGACGAAAUCAGACAUGGCCUCCUAGCUGACUGCCACAGGCUCUGAGACCGCCUUGGCCGUCUUCUCAUGCAUGUAAUUGUAGUACUCCUGCGCGGUCAUACCAUUGCUGGCCUCGACUUGGUUUCUGGUGCUGCUCAGCAGCGAUGGCAACGGCGUCAAAGGAGCGUCCAUGUUGGCCUUGCCAAAGAAUCCAACCGAAUACCUGGCAGGCACGACCUCAUCUUCGUGGGCGCCUUCGCGUCUCUGGGGGGCCAGGACACGAUGAUUCGUCGACUUGAGCACACCUGAUGUCCAGCGCUGCAGGGUGUCAGCUAUGUUAACGAUCAUCUCGCUGGGCCGUGAGCUUUCGACGGCCACGAACUGCCCUGGACGGGCGGGGUCCUCGAUCUCCAGCCCACCCACGGAAUCUUGGAACAACAGGGUCAAAAUGCCGACGUCGGUAUGUUCGGCGAUGCGAAAUGUACGGCCGGUCUGGAGUUGCGACAUCGCAAUCGGCGGGUAAUGGGUGAUUCGCACCUCGCCGUUGCCCGCCGAGCAACGUUGACUUAUUUCUCCGUCCUCGAGGUGUAGCGCCUGCUCGAAGAUGGAGACAAGCAGGUCGUGCAGCUGUACGCAAUCGGCAAAGAAAGACUGCAUGAAGGAGCGGAACUCUUCGCCUCGAGCACCUGCGACGACUGGCCACGGCGUCGGGUAGAUUGUGUCAUGGACAGGGCCAAGAUCGAAGCAUUCCUGUUGGGAAGCGUCAGCACCAAAUCUCCACUAACAGUGUGAUUCCUGAUCGGUUCAACGGAUUUCGCACCCAGCAUAGGCGUGGGCAUAGACAUCUACAUCUCAUUCCGGACCGCAGCAUACCUUUACAUCUGUAACCGGAGCACCAUCCUUCACGCCUUUGAUAUACCCCGUAAUGGCACCAAUUUGCUCGCGGCCAACGCCAGCGUAGCCGCGAUAGGGGCCUUUGUUGGACCGGUUGGCGCUCUGCUUGACCUCAUCCGGCCAGCCGAAAAACUCGCGGGACUGUCGAUCAUUCAAGUCAGCGAGAUAGAGACCCUGAGAUUGAUAUUCCCACUGAAGGGAAACAAGAAGCCAUUGCAAACUCGGCACAUACAACAUCGCAAGACCGUAAAACUUACCCAGGCAAAAAGCUCGUGAAUUCUCUCAUCGGACAGGCCGUGGCCGACGAACUUCACGAAGCCGUAGGUUGCGCACGAAUUCAACAGUUCAUCCCGCAGCUCCUGAUCUAGCUGCCCAUCGCGAUACAAUUGUGACAAGUCGAUUGAAGCGAGUGCUGCCAUGGCUUGUUUGUACGGUUUCUCGUCAAACCCUCGUAGCCAUGGAGGACAAUGCGAAUUAAGCCGCUGAGGAUGUCUGUCAUGCGUUCCGGCUCGGAGUUGAUGUUCGCCGCUUAGCAUUGGCGGGCCUGGAGUCAGGCAUCUCCCCUCAAACUCGGUUCUUCCCGAGUAUGCUAUUUCUGAACGAAGCUCGAUGCUGGCGUGCCCGCGGCGGUGGUAAGUGGUGGUUGGUGGAGGUGGCACCACUUUCCCCAUCGUACGACAAGAGAGCAGCACAACACCAACACGCGUCCGUGGCCUCGUGCAACCCCUUGGAGGGACAAUUGUUUGUUUGUCCUUCCCCCGAGGACGAAUCCGGACUGGAAUGGCCGGUAUCGCACAUCUGGAGAGAAGCCAUGUAAGGAGAUUGAAAGGAGAUGAAAUGUGAGAAACCCACAAUCGGCUUCCCGCGACUGCGUUCCUUCAGACUCUCCCGCCGUUGUUUUCCUUCUGUUUUGGCGCUGAAAUGUCAACGCUCAAGACGCUCAGCCUUGAGGACUUCCGCAGCGACGAUGCAGCGACUCGAGCCAAGUUUUGCGAGGACCUGCUGUGGUGUUUCAGCGAACAAGGCUUCGUGCACAUCCGGGACCAUGGCUUGAGUGCUGAAUUUGUGGCGGAAGGGUUUCGCUAUAACCGCGAGCUCUUUCGGCUUUCCAAGGAGAAGAAAAUGACCUUCGCCCAUCCACUCAAGCCCAACCCGCACCGAGGGUACAGUUUCGUCGGGCAGGAGAACAUCUCGGCCAUUAGUGGGUUUGAGAGGGGCGAAGAGGCGCCGGCCCGGGUGUUGGACCUCAAGGAAUCCUUCGACUGUGGUGCACCUGAAAACACGCACGACCCCAAUGUCUGGCCCCAGGAGGGCGAUCUGCCCGGGUUCAAGGACUACCUACUCGACUACUACGAGCGAUGCCACUCGCUACAACUGGAGCUUUUGUCCGCACUCGCUCAGGGCCUAGGACUGCCCAACGACACAUUUCUCAAAAUGCACGACCAACGUGCUCACGAACUGCGUCUCCUCCACUACCUCGAGGUGCCUGCAGCGGCCGUGGCCGAGGCCGACAAGACACGCAUCGCCGAGCACACCGACUUUGGCACGCUGACGCUGCUGAUGCAGGACGGCUCCGGCGGGCUGGAAGUGCUCCACCCACGCACGCGACAGUGGUAUCCGGCCGAGUGCGAGUUCCCCAAUCUUACCGUUAAUGUGGGCGACUCGCUGAUGAGGCUACUGAACCGCCGUAUUCAUUCGGCCUGCCACCGCGUGCCGCUGUGUCGUUCGCGCAUCCAGGGCGAAGUUAUCCCUGCCCGUUAUUCGAUUGCUUACUUUGGCAAACCGAACCCGGACGCUUCGCUCAAGCCUCUCGAUGCUCUCGUCACCGACGAUUGGCCCUGUGCCUUUGACGACGUCACCGGUCGGCAAUACGAGCUUCUAAAGCUGGGCAAGAUUUAUUCUUCUGGAGACUUGGAGCCCCCGCAGCUGCAGUUCAGCAUUAACAGUGUGGCGAAACCUAUCCUAGCAUGAUGAAGCUGAACUCCGUACCUAGAAGAGAGGCGACCUACGAUUUCUUUUUUGCUUGUUGGUGUCUGAUGACGCGAUCAGGGGAAGUAGGACACAUCCGCAAAACAUUAAAGAGCCAUGAUUUACCUUGUCCAUAAGGUAUUUAUUUGUCGCCGUCGUUAAUUGGUUUUGCUGUCAUUAUAGUCCCUUGGUGUGAUAUGAUCGAAUGUUAUCAUGCUGACAUGUAUCGCUGUUGCUCCGCAUUUGCUCUCUCAUCUUUCUAAGGACCUCUCUCUCCCCCUUUUUGCUGUCUUGUUAUGUCCUGUCCUAUCCAUCCUGCAUUGCCUUGUAACUCUUAUCCUGCGUCAAUUCUGGCCACGACCAAGCAGGUUAUAAGGCUGCUCCCGACUCACCAAGUACCUACACUACCUUUUUGACGGAGAACGAGGGGCAGACACUUCUCCAGCUAAGCCUGGCACCUAAGUACCCCCAAGACUCCUUGCCGGUUUGAACUGGACGUGUGACAUACUGUACAUGUACAUAGUCAUGCAACACUACAAGUGUUGCCCGUACACUGUGUGCCGGCUGACUCCCUACCAAGCAACCCUCCCAACCCCAGUAUUAAGUAACUAUUU